Messenger RNA from Solanum lycopersicum (tomato), 1682 nucleotides. RefSeq names its product transcription factor BHLH089. The record is from RefSeq and is a predicted model, not a curated record. Gene Ontology annotation, cellular component: nucleus. Gene Ontology annotation, biological process: regulation of DNA-templated transcription. NCBI's taxonomy places the organism in Eukaryota, Viridiplantae, Streptophyta, Magnoliopsida, Solanales, Solanaceae. Gene Ontology annotation, molecular function: protein dimerization activity; DNA-binding transcription factor activity.
CCACUAAACCUUUUAGAUCCUCUCAGCAUACCUCCCCACUCACCAUUUUUAAGUUUAAUUUAAACUACCUCCAUUUUAAUUUAUUUGAUAUAAAUUAUGAAGAUUAAGAAAAAUAAUUCAUAAAUAUUUGUGCGUUUGUCGCAAUGAUAAAAAAAAAAGAGUUAAAUUUUAACUCUUAAGUGAUAUAAAUUGGGAAACAGCGAGUACUAAAGUGCGCCUGGGGUUACAGUGCGCACCCUAAUCUUCAUCUUCCUUCCUCUCUACCUCACAUCACAGUAGUCUCUGUCUCUUUCUAUGGCUUUCACUUUCACUCUCACUCUCUAAUAAUAAAUAAACCCAAAAUAUUUUCAAACCAUACUCACUUUACACUUCUCUCUUCCCUCCAUAAUCACUUAGGUUUUGUCAUUUCACUCGUUUAGUGUUAAAUAAAAUUCACACUAAUCCUGGUUUGUAUAUAACUGUGAAUUGUUAAAAAAUGGAUCCACCAAUUAUUAAUGAAGGUUCAUUCUCGGCGGCGAAUCCUUCUUCUUACAGUUUGGCUGAGAUUUGGCCGUUUGCCGCAGCGGCAAAUGGUGGAGGAAACGGUGAACUUGGUGGAGGAGGACUGGGACUCAGAAUGAGUAGCUUUACGGGUUUGUUAGAAGCAGCUGCAAACUCCAUUAAUGAAUCUACUCUGACGGAGCAGAGCAGAAGAAGCGGCGGAGCUGGUGGUGGUGAUGGUAGUGGUAGUGGUGGAGGUAAUGUUGGUGUAAGGAAGAGGGAUGUGAACUCGGAGGAUGAUUUUUCUAAGUUUGUCUCUACUAGUGAUGCUAAUGAUUUGUUUUCAGAUUUAACGAAGCAACUUAUUGAUAUUCAUAUCAAUUCGAAUCAUGUUCAGGAUGGUUCAGUGGCCAAACGUUUGAAAGUUUCCCAAUCUAAAGAAGAAAAUGGAGUUUCAAAGGUAGAAGCAGAAUCAAGUUCUCAGACGGCUAACAAGGGGACUGAACAAAGUAGUAAACCUGAGCCACCUAAGGAUUACAUCCACGUAAGGGCAAGAAGGGGUCAAGCUACUGAUAGCCACAGUUUAGCAGAGAGGGCCAGGAGAGAAAAGAUCAGCGAGAGGAUGAAAAUUCUGCAAGAUUUGGUUCCUGGAUGUAAUAAGGUUAUCGGAAAAGCACUUGUUCUUGACGAAAUAAUAAAUUAUAUCCAGUCACUACAGCGUCAAGUUGAGUUCUUGUCCAUGAAGCUUGAAGCAGUCAAUUCAAGGAUGAACCACCCUAUAGAAACCUUUCCUUCAAAAGAUCUAGCACCAUCAGCUUUUGAUACGAGUGGAAUGAUUUUCGGCACUCAAGCACCGAGAGAAUAUGCUCAAGGGACACAAUCCGAGUGGCUCCAUAUGCAGGUUGGCAACAGCUUUGACAGAGCAACAUGACAGAUACCCUAAUGAAUUGGAAUAUAGAUUAUUCAGGAACAUUAGCCUCCCACAAUUAUUCAUCAUGUCUUUUAGAGAACCUUGGUACUGGAUCCAGCAGCUGUGUUCCACUAUAGAAGAAGCAUUCUUAAAUGUGUAAUCAUAUAAUCAUUUCCAGUAGAAUUGUCUGUAUUAUCGUUGUACGAUCAAAGUCGUCCAACUCAAGUGUACUUGUAAUAUGUUUGUAUUGAUAUAAGAAAUAGACUAAGCAAACUUUAUAAUCUAGCUCAAA